This is a messenger RNA of Aspergillus uvarum CBS 121591, 234 nucleotides long. Its product is annotated as NEDD8 family protein RUB1. Gene Ontology annotation, cellular component: cytoplasm; nucleus. The annotation marks the transcript as partial. The record is from RefSeq and is a predicted model, not a curated record. NCBI's taxonomy places the organism in Eukaryota, Fungi, Ascomycota, Eurotiomycetes, Eurotiales, Aspergillaceae. The transcript has 3 exons. Gene Ontology annotation, biological process: modification-dependent protein catabolic process; regulation of proteolysis; protein neddylation. Gene Ontology annotation, molecular function: ubiquitin protein ligase binding; protein tag activity.
CUGCAAUAUAGAGUCCGUACCCUCACCGGCAAGGAGAUCGAACUCGACAUCGAGCCCGACUACAAGGUCUCCCGCAUAAAAGAACGCGUCGAAGAGAAAGAGGGCAUCCCCCCGGUCCAGCAGCGACUGAUUUUCGGUGGCAAGCAGAUGGCCGACGACAAGACCGCCGCAGAAUACAACCUCGAAGGUGGCGCCACACUACACCUGGUCCUUGCGCUUCGUGGUGGUCUCUGA